AGACAGAAUGAAGUCAAAAAAUUGACAGCAGUAAGGAACCUGAUAUUUUCCAUAAGGCAAGGAAGGGGCCUGCAGUUAAAGAAGAUUAUCUAAUGAAUCCCAUGAAGGUAACAAAUCUAGGAAUUCGAGAUGAAUCGAGAGCUGCAACUCGGUUGACUGAAGCAAGCUUUGGAGGAUGGAUUCCGAAUGAGUCUCAAUGCACUGGGUUCAGACUUUCAGCUGGGAUCGAUUCUUCCAAUGUUGAUUCAUAUGGUGUGACAAGAUUGAGUCCAAUUAAAUUGAGUCCUGGAGUGAAGCACAUACUGCAACCGAACCAAAACGUGGAUCCGGACAACUCAAGGUUAAUCCAUUCAACCAUCCCUUUUGCAUCCCUGACCGAGAGCGGCAACACGUUGGAGACUCGGAAGAAAUCAACAAAGAUUUACAGGACUGUAUACUAGCCAAGCAGGAUAGGAGGCCGAAUUUCUCUGCUCUUUGCUUUCAAGUUCCAUGGAAUCAAUUAAAGAAAGAAGCUCAGUUUUCAUGAUUUGCUGCCAUCACCAACCAGUGAGAUUGUAUAUUUAUAUACAUAUAUAUUGACGGACAUAAAGAGCAAACAACCAGAAGAAUAUCUCUUGCAUCAGUUAAUUACUACAUCAUGAAU
This is a messenger RNA of Hibiscus syriacus, 643 nucleotides long. RefSeq lists its product as uncharacterized. The transcript is spliced from 2 exons. Bases 93 to 440 code for a protein of 115 amino acids. NCBI's taxonomy places the organism in Eukaryota, Viridiplantae, Streptophyta, Magnoliopsida, Malvales, Malvaceae. The record is from RefSeq and is a predicted model, not a curated record.